Suillus plorans is the source of this 273-nucleotide messenger RNA. RefSeq lists its product as uncharacterized. The record is from RefSeq and is a predicted model, not a curated record. The transcript has a single exon. The annotation marks the transcript as partial. Lineage: Eukaryota; Fungi; Basidiomycota; Agaricomycetes; Boletales; Suillaceae.
GAAGAACUUCUAAUCGACUUUCGUGAGCUCAUUGGUGAGCAUUCAGGUGACAACAUGGCCCAGGCAGUGUUUGAAACUCUGGAACUCUUCGGGCUUAAGGGUCGGGUGCUUGCAAUAAUGGCUGACAAUGCUUCAAAUAAUGACACCAUGUGUGAGGCACUGCAAGAAUUAUGUGAGAAGGAAGGUGUUACAUUUAAUGCAUGCUGGGCUCAACUGUGGUGCAUGCCUCAUACAACCCAUCUUUCAGCUUUGAUGGUACAGUGUUCAUGUUAG